UCCCUAGCUGAAUCUUGUUUUUCAUCCGAUCCCUGUGUUUUUAGCCCAAUUAAAGGUCGAAAUCUGGUUUUUCAUGGCGGAAAACCCUGGAUUCAAGACUUCGGAGGCCUAAAUCCACUGCAUUCUUGUUUCUCUAUUCGGAUCAUUGAUUAUCCUGCUUGGAUCGAGAAAGGGUUGGUAGUGUUGCUUAUGGAGGGUGACAUUAGUGCUUCUCGUAUUCUAUCUCCAUCCCUGGUUGAAAGCAGUGAUGAGGACCUGGCCGUGCUUCCUAGGCACACUAAGGUCAUUGUCACUGGGAACAACCGAACAAAGUCUGUUUUGGUUGGUUUGCAGGGUGUUGUCAAGAAGGCUACUGGUCUUGGUGGCUGGCAUUGGCUGGUCCUAAAGAAUGGAGUGGAGGUGAAGUUACAAAGGAAUGCUUUAAGUGUUUUAGAAGCUCCAUCAGGGAACGAAGAUCACAGAGACAUAGACUGUGAUAACUCUUCAUGUGGUUGCCUUGACAUUGAAGAUAAAGAUGUUAAUUACUCUACCAAAGAGUUUCACCGAUCAACUAAACCAAGAGCAAGGAAUGCCAAGUCAUGGACAUCAUCAACAACCUCAACGAAAUCAAGCAACCAAAACAACUACAGGGACAUUCAACUCAAGAAAGUAAAUCUGUCAAAACUUGGGACAGCAGCGUUGUGGAGGUAUUGGAGGCACUUCAAUCUUGUGGGCAUGAAUCCGAAACCAUCCAAAGAACAACUAAUUCAUGGUGUUGAGAAUCAUUUCCUCUCUCAGCAAUUAGAUGAGAUGCAAGUGAUUGUGCGGUUCAUACACACAAAGAAGAGAAUGAGAGCUCAAUAACGUGAAGGGAAGAAUGCUAUUGUAAUUGUUAAAAAGUGUCCAUGUAUAUGUCCUUCAUUGCAUGGCUUUAAGAUGAGAUUAGGGCUUACGUGGGGGGAUGCGUUUGCAUGCGUAUGGGGGACAAGGUUGUCAGGCGUUCACGUGGCCGUCAUUGUUGCGGCAGUGCGUGAUUUAUUAUUAUUUUAUAUAUAUAUAUUGGUGAACUGAGCACUGAGCAGCUAUGAAGUUAAAUAUAUAUUAAUAUUAUA
Dioscorea cayenensis subsp. rotundata (Guinea yam) is the source of this 1091-nucleotide messenger RNA. RefSeq lists its product as uncharacterized. Gene Ontology annotation, molecular function: transcription coregulator activity; protein binding. NCBI's taxonomy places the organism in Eukaryota, Viridiplantae, Streptophyta, Magnoliopsida, Dioscoreales, Dioscoreaceae. The annotation marks the transcript as partial. The transcript has 6 exons. The record is from RefSeq and is a predicted model, not a curated record. Gene Ontology annotation, cellular component: histone deacetylase complex. Gene Ontology annotation, biological process: regulation of DNA-templated transcription.